ACAUCAUCCGUACCUCUGAACUUGAAUUCACCCUCUUUCUUUCUUUUUUUGGUUUUCCAAAAUCGUAUUUUUCUUCUUUGCCUUCCCCAUUUAUGAGCCUUUUGAUUGCGGGAAGGUAAGAAACAUUGGUUUUGUUCAGAAGGAAUCAUGAAUUAAAUGUUUAGUUCUAAGUUUGAAUUUCCCUUUUCCGUAUAUCUUCAACGUUUGGAACUUUGAAAAUAUGACUUGUGUUCUGUGCCCAAUUCCCAAUUUGUCUGAAUUUCGGGUAAUGGAUAAAUGGUUGCAUUUAAGUAAAAAUUUGAAAUCUUGUUGUGACAGUUGAAAUUGGUAGAGUUAUUAAAGAACCAGGAACUACUUUCAAACAAGGCAGUUAAUGUGGUGACUUAACUUCUCUCGUGCUAGUUGUUGGCCCUUUUUUUAUUAUCUUUCCUUAUUCUUCUCACCAACUGUUUUUUUCUUCCCAAGUUCACUCUCCCAAGUUUUCUUGCUGCUUCUUCCAUGGCUUCUCUCCUAAUGGGUCUUCUCGCUAUCUUCAAAGUUCUCAUCUUUCUCACUUUUGUUGCUGUUGGGUCCACAGAGACAGGCAUUUCUCUCCGGUUUCUCCAGACGCCGCCUGCGUGGUCAAGGUCUUCAACAGCUGUUUUUCGGUAUGAGGUUCAGAGACCGGAUAGGUCUGAUGCAUGCAAGAACGAACAAUGUUCGUUUGUUUGUCAGCUUGAUGGGCAGAUUCUGAGGCAAUGUCCUGCUUCUGUCUUGGUGUUAAAAAAUUUGACUGUAAAUCAACAACACGAGUUGCUUGUCAAGGUGAAGACAUCGAGUAGAGUGAUGAAUUCAUCGGCUCAUUCUUGGUUCAUUGACACAAUCCCACCAACUGCAAGACUAUCAAGUUCUCAUAACUACACGAAUGGUAAGAGAAUCAGCGUUGAUGUUACCUUCAGUGAGCCCUGCAGAGGAAAUGGUGGUUUCAAGUGCCUGAACUCAUCAUACUGUGAUGUUAUUGCAUAUGGCCCUUUUCAAGUUGAUGCUUUAUCUCUUCAAAUCUUGGAACCAAACACUAAAUACAGACUCGAUGUCAUCAUUUCCUCAGAAAGGUUGAAAGAGCGUGGGGUAGUUACCAUGAGAGACAGGAUUUGCACAGAUAUGGCAGGAAAUGACUUCAGAAGGACCAACAGCUCUGUAUUAGUAGUUCAUUUCGAUAGGAGACCAGUGCUGGCUGAUCUAUGGACUUCGGUUCCGUCCUAUCAGCUGAAUAUUAAUGAGGUCCCUCGAACUGUCUUCGCCACCAACAAAAUGUCAGAACUCAAGUUUUUCUUGAACUUCAGCAUUCCGGUUCUGAACACAACAGACGAGGUUCUGGAUGCGUUUUCUGUCAGCUCAGGGGGCUUGAUCUCAGUUCAAGACUUGGACAAUAGGACUCACUGGUUUGCUUUCGCACUCAAGAACGUAACAAAGACUGGAAUAAUUACGAUAAAGCUAAAUACUGGUCUGAUAAUCGGCAAAACUGGAACUCCUGUGUCAGCUGUCUCUCCUCUAAUUCUCCUUUAUGACUGGGUGCAUCCGGGAGUAAUGUUAAGUGCAAGUUCAUCGGUUUUGACAGAGGAACCGAACAUCAACAUUGUUAUUGAGUUUACGAAGCCAGUUUUUGGCUUUGAGGCCUCAAUGGUUGAAGUUUGUGGAGGUAGACUUGCAAGGUUUCAGGAACUCUCUCGAGCUUUGUACACUCUGACUGUCUUCUCUUCAGCUCAGGAAUUGGUUUCCGUCAAAGUUCCUGCUGAAAAGGUCAAAGACAUUUCAGGGAAUCCGAAUAUGGAAUCAAACAUGCUUGAAGUGAAGCAUUAUCUGAGACCUCCAUUAUCGACAGCUUUACAUUCCUUUGUGACUGCUGGAACUCUGGCAACUUCUGUUGCUUCGGUUCUUCUCUCUCUUUCGGCAGCAAAUCUCGAGAGGAUAAGGACUUCUGAUUCUUUGUGUACAAGCAUAACCUCUUCUGACCCAUCAACUAAUCUUCAUGGAAUGCUAGGGCAUCUGCAAGUGUUUGUUCUAUUAGACUGGUUCAUACCUGUUUCACCUGGUGAGUAUUCGGAGACAAUGAAAGGUCUCAGAUGGCUCAUACCUCGUCAAAAGAUUCCAUGGAAGAAUCAGAACCGUCCGAUCUGGCCUGACCGAUUUGAUUCAGCUGGAGAGAAGUUUACAUACCAUUCAAUGAACGUUUCUGCUAGCUCCAAUUCUACGGAAUCUUCUUAUAAGCAGAGCGAAGAAAAGUUUCUGAUUAAAAGCUCUGAUGUAGCUUAUGGUAAAAGCAACUCAAGCACGGAGAGCUCGAAUGGAUUACCACUUAACUCAGCCGAGUAUUUCACCUAUUUCUUGAGGGGUGAACCAUUAUCGUCUCAAAAUGUGAUCAGGAAGUUGGAGAAUCACAAAGGGUGGAAAGACUUGAAGAUGAAUGUUUUCUGGCUUGGGAUAGCAGGAUUGAGUUUUAUCACCAUUCGUGUUCUGCUAUCCCUAUUCUUGAGAUGCAGGACGGGAGAAUCGGCUCUUGGGAUGCUCUCGACACCUCAGUUUGAGCUGCUCUUUUUAAUUCUGGCGCUUCCUUGCCUUUCCCAGUCUUCUGCAUUUGUAAUAAGAGGCGGUACACCAUGGGGUAUAGUCACUGGAGCUCUGUUGUUAGCUGUUCCGGCUGCAUUUAUCCUAUCAGUCUGCCUGUUCCACAUUGUCGCUGUCUUCUCAGGUAGUUUCUUGGAGUACAGAGAAGCGAGGAAUGUGACUGAAGACAACAUCUCAUGGUGUAGAAAGGUCUUCUCGGCCGUACUGUGUCGGAAAAGUACAGGAAAAUGGUCUUGCAGAGAAGGCCUACCUUCUUCAACCCUCUCUUGCUUCUCCAUUCUAUUUGAGAACCAAAAGGGUCCUCCAGUUUACGAUCAAAACGGCAUCGGCGAGGAAAUCAAGGCCUCAGGUCUCAGCAGGAUCACGGGCUGUGCCAGAUCAUUCUUCAUCAUCAUAGAUUUGGCGAGGAGGGCUUAUCUAGGGUUUAUCUCUGGAAUAUCAACAAGAUCAGACAGAUCCAUACAAACCCUUUCAGCCAUUGUUAUCACCUCAGCACAGCUCGUGUAUCUGUUUGUUCUCAAGCCGUACACCAGAAGAGGUGUUCAAGUGGUGGAAGCUGUUUCUCUCUUCUGCGAGGUGGCUCUCUUCGGCAUGGCCAUGGCAUUCAAAGAAGUCGGUCAUAUCGGGUUCAUCAUGUUAGCCCUCUUCUUGAUCGUCUUUGUUGUUCAACUGGUGAAUGCGUGGCAUGCGCUCGUUAGCUUCAUCAUCAAACUCUCGGACCAGCCCGAGAACAACCCAUCCCUCAGGCUUGGUUUUAGGUCAGCUCUCAAGGGUCUAACGGUGCCUUGCCUCCCAAGAAACUUCUGGUCAAGCUCUUCAACACUCAAAAUGGAAGCUGAAACUAGGGAUCGUAGAAUAGGUUCUCGGGCUGAGUCAUUUCGUGCUAUGACCGCAUCAGUCAUGCCCUUGCAGUGCAGUCCUCCUGGUUUUGGUACGGACGCAACACGUGGGGGAGACAUGAAGAAGCUAAGAGAAAUGGCAAAAGCUAGUUUCUAGUUUCUGAAACUACUUUAAUGGCGGAAACAAACAGAGGAAAGGGUCUUUACCUUGGAGACCCAGGAACUGAAUUUUUGUAAAAAUUUCGGGGAAAAAAACUGGGCAAAGGGUUUUUGUUAAUGCCAAUGAUCAUUAUGUAUCUCCUAUUAUAAGAACAUGUUUUAACGGAUUCUAUGUAACCAUUGUGGCAUCCAAAAGAACAAGUCUCUUCCACACAA
This is a messenger RNA of Tarenaya hassleriana, 3818 nucleotides long. RefSeq lists its product as uncharacterized. Bases 499 to 3600 code for a protein of 1033 amino acids. The record is from RefSeq and is a predicted model, not a curated record. The transcript has 14 exons. Lineage: Eukaryota; Viridiplantae; Streptophyta; Magnoliopsida; Brassicales; Cleomaceae.